Psylliodes chrysocephalus is the source of this 2174-nucleotide messenger RNA. The record is from the annotation of a GenBank genome assembly. Lineage: Eukaryota; Metazoa; Arthropoda; Insecta; Coleoptera; Chrysomelidae.
AGUGUUUUUUCAGCUUUAUAUUACAUUUAUUUUGUUAAUAUAAAUUUAAAUUUACCGCUCAGUAAAUCAAACAACCUACCAAUCACUUACAAGGUCGAUCAAUAACAAAUUUCAUUGGGUAGUUUUAAAGCUGUCAAACCUGCCAAAAAACUUAACCGAAUUUCUACAAUCCGUCAUUUUUAUCAAAAGCUUUUGAGAUAUUUCUUUGUUCAACAAGUAGCACAUCAUUUUAUUUGGAAUUCUGUUUAUAUAAUAUAGUAAAUAAAUAUUAGGUAAAAAUGGCAGACGAAAACAGAAUUCGUUCAUUCAAAAACAAGGGCAAAGACACAGAGGAAAUGAGACGGAGGCGUAUCGGCCAAACUGUGGAGCUCCGCAAAGCCCGAAAAGAUGAUCAAUUGUUAAAAAGAAGGAAUAUAUCGACAACUGAAGAACCUACAUCUCCUUUACAAGAAAAUAACUCUGUGUCUCCCCCAUCUAUGACUGCAGAAGAAAUUAUGUAUGGAAUGAUGAAUUCGGAUGAAACCAUUCAAUAUAAAGCAACUUUGGCUUGCAGAAAAAUUUUAAGUAGAGAAAAAACGCCGCCAAUCGAUCAUAUGAUCAGACUAGGUGUUGUGCCAAGAUGUGUAGAAUUUUUGACCAAAGCACACAAUCCUGCCUUGCAAUUUGAAGCAUGUUGGGCACUAACCAACAUCGCCUCUGGCAGUUCUGACCAAACUGCUGCAGUUGUUCAAGAGGGAGCCAUCCCUCGUCUUCAAGCUCUUCUAUCUUCCCCUCGCAUUGAUGUUGCAGAACAAGCCGUCUGGGCACUAGGAAAUAUUGCUGGUGAUGGACCUGUUACCAGAGACAUGGUCCUGAGUAAUAGUGUCCUACCUGACCUUUUACAAUUAAUUAAACCAACUACUUCCUUAUCACUUUUGAGAAACACAGUUUGGGCUAUAUCCAAUUUAUGUAGGAAUAAGAAUCCAUCUCCGAAUUUUGAGCUUCUGCAGCCAGCUCUUCCAUAUUUGUCCCGUUUAUUGAACCACAACGAUCACGAUGUCCAGGCGGAUACAUGUUGGGCACUCAGCUACCUCACGGACGGCCCGAAUGAAAAAAUACAAGCCGUUUUAGACACUGGACUCAUUGAUAGACUGGUGCAAUUGCUCUACAGCGAACAAGGCACGGUGUUGACGCCCGCCUUGAGAGCCGUCGGCAACAUAGUGACAGGCAAUGAUCAACAGACAGAUCUGGUUAUAAAUGCAGGAGCGUUAAUUAUUUUGAGCAAAUUAUUGUCGCAUCAUAGGUUGAACAUUGUCAAAGAGGCUGCUUGGACCGUUUCUAAUAUUACCGCAGGUAACAGUGACCAAAUCCAGAAAGUAUUAGAUGCUGGCAUAAUGCCUCCACUUUUGCACGUCCUCCAGACCGGAGACUUUAAGAGCCAAAAAGAGGCGGCUUGGGCGGUCACGAAUUUCACCAGCGGCGGCACCAUUUCGCAAUUGGCGAAAAUCGUGGAAUUGGGAGCUCUCAAACCCAUGUGCAACCUUUUGAACUCCAAAGAUUACAAGACUGUAUUGGUUGUAUUGGACGGUUUAAAUAACAUCCUAAGCGCCGCCAACAAAUUGGGCGAAGUCGAAAAGGUGGCCAUAAUGGUUGAAGAAUGUGGUGGUCUAGAUGGAAUUGAGGGUUUGCAGUCUCAUGAUAAUGAAAAGAUUUAUGAGAAAGCACUCAAUAUUAUUGAAAACUACUUUUCAGAGGGUGGUGCUGAUGAAAAUCUUCCUGCUCCUAACACGGCUGAUGGUCAAAUUCAAUUUGCCACUCCUACACAAGUGCCUAGUGGAGGAUUCUCAUUCUAAAUCCUUGCCCUUUUUUAUACUAUAUACAAAAUUGCAUUGUUAACUGUCCAAAUUAUUUAAACUGAUCUCGCCAUUCCAUAUUUUUAUUAUGUUUGUAAUGUUAGGAAAAAGCGGAAUCUUUUGAUUUUAUAGUGUUAGUAGUUGGAUUUUAAUUAUUGUUUAUAUUAUUCAUAUUAAUAUCAUCAAUAGAAGCAUAUCGCGUUGUUUUUGUCACUUUUUUAUUAUUAUGGCAUGUAAUGAGUAUUUUUAAAGCUUACAAGUUAAAUUGUUAGUUAGAUCUGUCCAGUGUUUAGUGUACUAAUGUUUUCAUACUCUUUAUAUUAAAAAUUUAUACAUAAAUUU